UAAAAGAAGCAGAAAAGGAAAUAGAUCCGUGUCUGCAGGUGGAGGAAACAAAGCCUGCUCUCUGCUGCAUGUGAGCGGAUCAUCACUGGAGAAGAAGUCCGCCUAUAAAACGCGAUAUGGGCCAACAUAUGGGGGCCAGCCCCGGGUCAGUGCUCAGUUCUUUCUUUAUUCUGUAUUAUGAGCAGGCGGCUGUUUAGAGGAGCUAGUUCCUGUCCAGAGAGGAGGCGGAGGAGGCGGAGGAGGAGGAGAGACACACAGAAGGGUGUCGACGGAGAGAGGCAGGGGUAGAGGAGAAGAGGAGGGGAGGAAGAAUAAUAGAGUAAUAUUACAAGCUUCCAAUAAUGGCGGCUAAAUCGGACGGGGUCCUGAAGAUAAAGAAGAGCGACGUUGCCUUCACCCCGUUGCAGAACUCGGAGCACUCCGGCUCGGUGCAGGGGCUCCACCCGGGAGCCCAGCCCGACUCUGCGGGCACCGGGGACUUCGCGAACGGGGAGUCGCGGUGCUGCGGCGGGGGAGGCUCUGGCUCGACGUGCCUCCGCCUGGUGAGAGAGCAGCAGAGGUACACGGUGUGGGACUGUCUGUGGAUAGUAGCCGCAGUUGCAGUGUAUCUUGCGGAUGUCGGCACCGACGUGUGGCUGUCGGCGGACUACUACCUCCGCGGCGAAUACUGGUGGUUCGGCCUGACGCUCUUCUUCGUGGUGCUGGGCUCCUUCUCCGUGCAGCUGUUCAGCUUCAGAUGGUUCGUCCACGACUUCAGCACCGAGGACGGCUCGGAGUCCUCCGUGGAUUGCUCCCACAUGGAUGGGAACAAGCUGCUGAGCGGCUCCGCCUCACACGGGGAUGUGACUGCGCAGCACCACCCGGCCACGCCGCAGAGACAGGCGUCGACCGCCAGCAAGAACACCACCACCAACAGCACCAGCAGCACCGCGGCGGGCCGGGGAAGGAAGCGUCCGGCCUACUACUCCUUCUGCGUGUGGAGCAGCCAGUCCGUCAUCCACAUCUUUCAGCUGGGCCAGAUAUGGAGGUAUUUCCACACCAUCUACCUGGGCGUUCGGAGUCGUCAGAGUUCUGAGACGGAGCACUGGCGCUACUACUGGAGGAUGGUGUAUGAGUUUGCAGAUGUGAGCAUGCUGCAUUUACUGGCCACCUUUCUGGAGAGCGCUCCACAACUGGUGUUGCAGCUGUGCAUCAUUAUACAGACACAUAAGCUCCAGGCUGUGCAAGGGAUGACAGCGGCAGCCUCCCUGGUCUCUCUGGCCUGGGCCCUGGCCUCCUACCAGAAGGCGCUACGGGAUUCUCGGGACGACAAGAAGCCCAUCAGCUACCUGGCCGUCAUCAUCCAGUUCUGCUGGCACUUCUUCACCAUCGCUGCCAGGGUCAUCACUUUCGCCCUGUUCGCCUCUGUGUUUCAACUCUACUUCGGCAUCUUCAUUGUGCUGCACUGGUGCAUCAUGACCUUCUGGAUUGUCCACUGCGAGACAGACUUCUGCAUCAGCAAGUGGGAGGAGAUUGUGUUUGACAUGGUGGUGGGCAUCAUCUACAUCUUCUCCUGGUUCAACGUCAAGGAGGGACGGACAAGGUGUCGGCUCUUCAUAUACUACCUGGUGAUUCUGGUGGAGAAUGCUGCUCUCAGUGCGUUGUGGUACCUCUACCGCUCGCCCCACACCACUGACGCCUUCGCAGUGCCAGCUCUCUGCGUCAUCUUCAGCAGUUUCCUCACCGGAGUGGUUUUCAUGCUCAUGUACUAUGCCUUUUUCCAUCCCAACGGGCCUCGCUUUGGCCGCUCGCCGAGUGGCCAGGCACUGGACCUGGACCCCACUGCUCAAUUCUCCACGCUACCGUCCGAAGGUGCCACCAACUCGCUUCGUUCCAACCGGGGUGCCACCACAACUCUGGAGCGCGACAUGGGGAAGUAUUCCGAGCGGGACGGCUGCAUGCCAGUUUUUCAGGUCCGACCCCCAGCGCCAUCCACGCCAUCGUCCCGUGCUCCGCGCCUCGAUGAGACCGUCAUAAAGAUCGACCUUUGCAGGAACCGCUACCCUGCGUGGGAACGCCAUGUCCUCGACCGCAGUAUACGCAGGGCGAUCCUGGCCAUAGACUCCUCACCGACUCCUCCGCGGCUGCAGUACAAAGACGACGCUCUGGUGCAGGAGCGGUUAGAAUAUGAGACCACGUUGUAGUUCCACUGCUCUCAGAACCCAAAGAGGGGUGCUGCGGUCAGAGGAUUAUCCUGCUAUCACAAGAACAGCAACAGGGUCUGUGGCAAUAACAAUUUGUUACUACCAACAAUCUCACGUUCCAUCUCUCAUUACCCCUUUUCUUUUUCUAUUCCGUAGCACCACCAAGGAUGAAAGACGGUAAGCAACGUGUAGGAGUUUUGACCACGGCAAGAAGCGAUUACUCUAUAGACCGUUUUGACUGAAUUACAUUGCUAUGCUACAGCUCGGGUCUAUGACUACUUCCUGUCAGGUUAUGUUAUUAACUUAGACUGCAACACGAAAUUAACUGGGACACUUUUAGAAUGUUUAUGUUUACAACUGUGAAAGGGUCUGUAAUUGCCCAAUGUGACACAGUGACCAUAAAUAUUGUGUGUUCCAAACAUUUUCUUCUUUGGCCUAGACAUUCCAUUAUUCUGGGAUGAUGAUGGUCUUCACUGGAAAAAGGUCAUAAAGAACUGAAAUAGUAGCAUCUAUACAUAGUCAUUGUGUUUUGUUUGGGUACAAUUAACCAAACGUGGCAGGAGGGAAGGAUGGGAAGCGACAAAGAUGAGGUGAAAGCUGGACAGACACAACCUCACUGUUCUCCUAUAAGAGAUAAGUCAAACUCAAACAAUGCCAAAAAAAUAUCUUCCUGGCAGCUCAACUCAACUACUUGCAGUCCGGCCUCAUAAACAUGGCUGUGCUAUGACCUUUGUGGAGGUGAUUGUGGGGGGUGGGGAUCAGGAGACACAAGCAAAAGCGCCGAGAUGAAAAUGGGAAGGAAGACACAUAACAGUCAUCUCAGCCAAACUACACCAACCACCAGGAGAUCUCUGAUACUACAUGCAGCAUUUGUUUACUUUAGAGAUGACGUAGAGGGUACUGAAGUCAUUGUUUGUGGUUUGAGUGUCCAGAGUCUGCUUUUUCUUUCAUAAACACACGUCAUCUUCUGGGCAAAAUGUUCCAGCAGCUUUUAACAUUGUAACACCGAGCCACACAACACAGGUUAGCAUGGUGCUGGCUUAGGAAUGCUAACAAAGUGUUUUUUGAUUAGCUGACAUCCCACAUUAAGAGCUUGAUAUAAGACCACCAUUGUACCACAUAUUAUUUUUAGGAAAGGGUAUCUGAUGGAAUCCAGACAUUUUCAGAGGGAUGCCUAAUGCACAGACAAAAAACAAAAAUAGCAGGUGGGGGCUAGUAACAAAGUGUACCUGUACCAAAUUAGACUACAUUUUAGGUGAAGUAACAAAGGAAAAAUAAUAUAUCUUAAUGGAAGUUUGAGAUUAUGUUAGCACGGAUGCUAAACUCUACAGAGAGGGCUGAUGGAGACUUACUUCUAUACAUACAUACAUACAUACAUACAUACUGUAAGGUUCUUUAUACAGUAUUCAAAACAUUAGUAUAGUAGCAACGAUGUACUAUGCAAAGAUAUAGUGGUUUCUGUGUGUUGUAAUUCGAGCUCCUCCGUGCUUUCAUAAGGAGCCAGUCAGGCAGGGUGUGCAUGCUAGCGCAUGUGAGUCCUGUGUUUGGCUAGCUAAUGGUCACUGUUCUGCACUGCGCUUACACGGAGGUUGGCUGUUACGUUUUCUAAACAUCCUCGUCCUUACCCACAGGAUGUUGCACAAACUCAGAAAUCAGCCACCCUUCGUUUCUCCCUCAGGUUAACACUGUUAGCUCUGUUAGCUUUCCCUGCUAGCACCAUUAGCUUAACCCUCACCAUGUUGAGAGCUGUGUGGAGGCAAUCCCUCAAUCAUAAAUAUGCUCUGAAUUCCUCAUUGAGAACCUUUAUUGAGAUAGAGGUGGACUUCAGUUUAGCUGUGUCGCCCACUGAAGACCUUUUGAAGUAGACGAUAACAUUAUAGUAAUGCAGCCACUAAGUUGUACUACAAUUCCUACCAUAAUGUUUUCCCAUAAAAUGAACACCUGGGUGAUUAAAGUGUUAAGGUUCCAUCAGAUCAGCAGCAUGACAUUGAUGUCCUGGAUAAGGGCAAGAUAGUA
This is a messenger RNA of Trematomus bernacchii (emerald rockcod), 4199 nucleotides long. It is a transcript of the gene xkr4, whose product is annotated as XK related 4. The transcript has 4 exons. The record is from RefSeq and is a predicted model, not a curated record. Gene Ontology annotation, biological process: phosphatidylserine exposure on apoptotic cell surface; apoptotic process involved in development; engulfment of apoptotic cell. Gene Ontology annotation, cellular component: plasma membrane. The coding region runs from base 342 to 2183 and encodes 613 amino acids. NCBI's taxonomy places the organism in Eukaryota, Metazoa, Chordata, Actinopteri, Perciformes, Nototheniidae.